AUGGACCAGGAACCACGCAAUAAGAAGCAGCGCGAGGACGCUACUGACUAUGAUGAGCUAUCUGCCCACGGCCAAUUGCGCUCUGGUGCUUUCAAGUCCAACGACCGCGAGAUAUCAGAAGUUCGACGAACCAUGUUGGACUAUCACGAUAAUUACAGCGUCAGCCCCCCUACACAAACUAGCAAACAAUACGAUGCCUUGAAGGAACAAGCCCGAAUGGAUCGUGCAACAGGCUCUCCAGCUUCAGAUAUCUCCGAACAGGGUCGACGCAACGAUCCCGGGGUCACGUCGCCACUCACUCACCCUAAUGGAAUCUCAAUGUUCCCAAAAAUGUCGAUUAUAGAGCAGGAGGCCAUGUCUCGACAAGCUCUCGCCCAGGCCGAAGAAGCCAUCGUCGCAGACAGUGACGAGUACAAUUCUACAGACGAUGCUGGAUAUGGGAGUGAUAAUAUGAGCUCUGCAAGCACAUCCAUUGGUUCAUCCGUUCGGGAUUACAUGUUCGAGAAUGGUCGCCGUUACCACAGCUUUCGCGCCGGCGCAUAUAACUUCCCAAACGACGACGUGGAACAGGAGAGAGAAGACAUGAAGCAUGCCAUGGUGAGACUUCUCUCAGGUCAGAAUCUGCAUUUUGCGCCACUGGGCGACAAUCCUCAAAAUAUUCUCGACAUUGGAACCGGUACAGGAAUAUGGGCGAUCGAGAGUAAGAAUACCUUUCUUCAUGCGUUGGGCGAGCAAUAUCCCAGUGCCAAUGUUCUCGGCAUCGACCUCUCUCCAAUUCAACCAACUUGGUUGCCGCCUAACGUUCACUUCAUGGUUGACGAUGUCGAGUCUUCCUGGCUUCAUCCACAGAAUCACUUUGAUUAUGUUCAUUCCCGCCAUACCGUCCAAGCAGUCAAAGAUUGGCCUCGGCUCUUUGACAGCGCCCUAGAGCACAUGAAGCCUGGAGGCUGGAUGGAGCUCCAGGAGAUUCAUCAUUACCCCCACAACGCAAGAACAGGUGAAGCCAUCAAGCCAUGCGACCACCCAAUUGCACAAUACUGGACCUACAUCAACGAGGGUCUUGCAGCACUUGGUGUCGACUUCCCUGCCGCCGCAGGAGGCAAGUUAGCUAUCAAGAUGCAGGCAGCCGGUUUUGUUAAUGUUACUGAGCGAAUAUUCCAUGUCCCUCUUGGAACUUGGCCCAAGAAUCAAGUUCUCAAGACCGUCGGGCUCUAUUGGCGUACUAUAUUAAAUGAUGGCAUCCAGGCCAUUGCUCUCGGUCCCAUGUCCAGAGGGAUGGGAUGGAGCCGCGAGCAGAUUGAAGUCUUUCUCGUCAGUGUACGAAGGGCAUACAGCGACAACACGGCGCUACUAUACAUGCCCAUGCACAUCGUUUAUGGGCAGAAGCCGUACUAA
Molecule: messenger RNA, 1395 nt
Organism: Fusarium graminearum PH-1
Lineage: Eukaryota; Fungi; Ascomycota; Sordariomycetes; Hypocreales; Nectriaceae
Exons: 3
Coding region: 1-1395 (464 amino acids)
Molecular function (GO): methyltransferase activity
Source: RefSeq, a predicted model, not a curated record